AUCUAUCAAGACCAAAGGCACGUGGCUUAUUGCCUUUCCAUCACGUAACUUGGUGACCACUUCUAGUCACCGACUGAUGUCUUUGUUUAAUAUUUUCUGGUUGCUAUAAAUAUGUACUCCCUCCCCUUAAGUUCAAUCAUAAUUAUCAAAGCUUUCUUCUUCAUUCUCUCAAACUCAUGUACUCUCUCUUUUCAGUAUAAUAAAUAUAUAAAAGUCAUUUGUUUCACUUGUAAAUCACAACACGUUAUCAGCACGACGAGCUCUCUUAUACCGACCGUUCUUAGACCAAACAAGCGAGGUAAUGAUAAUGGAAGGACAGAUUGAUCUUCGCUUGUAAGAAAAUAUAAAUAAAAAGAUCAGAAAAAGCCGCUUUUUUCUUAGCGGUAGGGUUCUUUUUUAUUUUAUUUUUCUGUAUUUUGUUUAUUUUUCUGUAUUUUGUUUUAUAUUUUGAUUUGCAGGGUUUCAAAUAGAGAGAGAGAGAGGAAGAUAAUAGAGUUUCUCUUGCCCACUAUCUCUCUCACUCUUCUCUCUCUUUCUACUUCUAGGUAUAUUGGAUUUUCUUCCUUCUUUUGUGUUCUUUUAAAAUUGAAUUUGUCGAGUUAUUGUUAAUGUUGUGUGUAGUAAUUUGUUGCUACUUCUAUUUUGUUUCAUCGAGAUGAGUUCUUGUUGAUUUAAAACAUGAACCGGAAAAGUGGAUAGAGGUUGUCUCUUGCGUUGAAGCCAAAGAAGGAUGUUCGAAUUUUUUUUGUAUAUAAGCUCAUUUCUUGUGUCAAGUGCAACAACAACAACAACAAGAGAAUAUGUCGAAUCUAACAUCAGCUUCUGGGGAUCAAACAAGUGUGUCUUCGGGAAAUAGAACUGAAGCAAGUGGUUCUAAUUACUUCCCUCAUCAUCAACAACAAGAACAACAACAGUUCUUUGUUCCUGAAUCUCAGCCUCAGAAGAAGAGGAGGAACCAACCAGGAAAUCCAGACCCGGAAUCAGAAGUGAUUUCUUUAUCACCAAAAACACUAAUGGCAACAAACAGAUUUGUUUGUGAGAUCUGCAACAAAGGAUUCCAAAGAGACCAGAAUCUACAGCUUCAUAAGAGAGGUCACAAUCUACCAUGGAAGCUGAAACAACGACCCAACAAAGAAGUGAUAAGGAAAAAAGUGUAUGUUUGUCCAGAAGCAAGCUGUGUACACCAUGACCCGUCUCGAGCUCUAGGUGACUUAACUGGAAUCAAGAAGCAUUUCUUCAGAAAGCAUGGAGAGAAGAAGUGGAAAUGUGACAAAUGUUCAAAGAAAUAUGCUGUUCAGUCAGAUUGCAAGGCCCAUUCUAAGACCUGUGGCACCAAAGAAUACAGAUGUGACUGUGGAACUAUCUUUUCUAGGAGGGAUAGUUUCAUAACUCAUAGAGCAUUUUGUGAAGCAUUGGGUAAAGAGACUGCACGAGAAGUUGUAAUACCACAAAACCAUAAUCAUCAACCAAACCCUAUUUUGAUUAGCCAAUCUACUUUUCAUCAUCAACAUGGUCGAGCACAACCAAACAUGAACGUCUCUUCCUCUUCCCACAACAUCAUCAAUAACCUUCACUUCCGAACCAACAACAAUGGCACUAACAAUAGUAACAGUAGCAGCAACCAUCUCCCUACAUUUCCAGUGAAGAAAGAGCAAGAACAAAGUAAUGAUCAUAUCAUUAGUUACCACCAACAAAGAAUCCCUCCUUGGCUUGCGCCUCAGCCGCAAGAUCUCACAUUUUCAAACCGUAACCCUAGUAACGGUGGAGGAGGUUUGUUCUCUCUUGCAGCUUCUCCAGCUAUGUCAGCCACCGCAUUGCUCCAGAAAGCAGCCCAAAUGGGUUCCACCAAGUCACCUCGUUUACCACCAACCACCGACUUCGAGAGAUCAGCUCAUCAUAACAACCUCAGCACGACAAUGGCGGCAAUGAUGACGUCCCCAUCUGGAUUCAUCAGCUCCAACAACAACAAUCAAGUUUUGUUUCAAGGCUACAACCCCUCCGUGUUUGAUCACCACGGUGGAGAAGAAGCCUUCGACGACACAUUCAGCGCGUUCUUGAGGACACCUGCUGAUACUACAACCGCAGGUUCAAACAAGAAGAAAAGCGGUGGAGGCGGUGGAGUAGGAGAAGGUUUGACGAGAGACUUCUUGGGGCUAAGACCGUUAAUGUUUCAUAACGAUAUUCUAAGUUUUGCUGGUCUCGGGAAUUGCAUCAGUGGCGCUGCUUCUGAUCAGCUUCAUCCAAAGCCUUGGCAGGGUUAGUUAGUUAGUUAGUUGCUAUGUUCAUAUACUUAUGAAUCUAUCGAUCUAAAUUUUUAUUAUUAACAUAUACUAUACACAUAUAGUUUUAUAUUUAUAUAGUCUCUUUUGUUUCCUUCUUUCGCUCUUUGUUUAUGAAUUUUGUACGCUGAAAGUUCACCAAAGGAGAAUUUAAAAUGAUUCACGUUUAUACAUGCAAAAGAAAUAUUUGAUUGAA
Messenger RNA from Raphanus sativus (radish), 2475 nucleotides. RefSeq names its product protein indeterminate-domain 11. Gene Ontology annotation, cellular component: nucleus. The coding region runs from base 801 to 2261 and encodes 486 amino acids. The transcript is spliced from 5 exons. Lineage: Eukaryota; Viridiplantae; Streptophyta; Magnoliopsida; Brassicales; Brassicaceae. Gene Ontology annotation, molecular function: DNA-binding transcription factor activity. The record is from RefSeq and is a predicted model, not a curated record.